Molecule: messenger RNA, 2430 nt
Organism: Sorex fumeus (smoky shrew)
Lineage: Eukaryota; Metazoa; Chordata; Mammalia; Eulipotyphla; Soricidae
Gene: HPS6
Product: HPS6 biogenesis of lysosomal organelles complex 2 subunit 3
Exons: 1
Coding region: 49-2400 (783 amino acids)
Biological process (GO): protein localization to membrane; organelle organization; lysosome localization
Cellular component (GO): BLOC-2 complex; lysosomal membrane
Source: RefSeq, a predicted model, not a curated record
CGCGCCGAGCCCCCGCGGGCCGCCCGGGUCCCGGCGAGCGGCAGCGCUAUGAAGCGAGCGUGCGCGCUGCGGCUGCUCUCGGACCUGAGCAACUUCAGCGGCGCCGCCCGGCUCCGGGAGCUGCUGGCCGGGGACUCGGCCGUGCGUGCCCGCUGCAGCCCGGACGGCCGCCACCUGCUGCUGCUGCGCCCCCCGGGGGCGCCAGCUCCGCAGCUGCUGGUCGCGGUGCGCGGGCCGGGUGCGGAGCUGGAGCGAGCCUGGCCCCCAGAGCACCCGUCACCGCUGGACGCCGUCUUCCUGCCCUGGCCGCUGCGUCCCGCGCUGGUCCUGGUCUGGGAGAGUGGCCUGGUCGAGGUGUGGAGCACGGGCCUGGGACCCGGCUGGAGGCUGCUGCAGAGCCUUGAGCUGUGCCCGGGCGGUGGCGCCCGCGUGGUGGCCUUCGCGGCGACCCGAGGCCGCCUGGUUUGGUGCGAGGAGCGUCAGGCCGAGAGUUCGGGUGCUUUCAGCCACUGCGUGUGCACCAGAACCCUGGAACCCAGUGGGGAGGCCAGUGCUAACCUGGGCCUCACACACACCCUGCUGCACCGUUGCCCGCCUUUUGCCCUGCUGGCCACCCGCAAGGACCUCUACCUGAUGCCCACUGAUACCACCUGGCCUGGUCUGGCUCACGUUCUGCUCAUCUGGAACCCUAGCAAGGGCAAGGUGCUGGUAGCUUCCACGUGCCUUGGCCUCUCCCACAGUAAGAGCCUGAAUCCCAAACGAGGGGACACCUGGGACUUCCCCACCCUGCUUGGAGGCCUUCCUGGACUGCUGACCCCCAGGGAGCCAGUGACUGUGCAUUCCUGGGCCCCAGCUGCCCAGGGCCUGCUGUUGCUUGAUGUCAAGGGUACCGUGACCCUGGUGCAACCCCACGGUGGUGUCCGGGCGGUGGGUACCCUGCAGGAGGCUCCUGCAGGCAUGGCAGGGUCUGCAGCCCUGGGAACAUUUCAUGGCACUCUGGUCUGUGUGUUGGGCGCCACCAUGGAGCUGCUGGACAUGGGCAGUGGGCAGCUCCUGGAGAGGAAGGUCCUAAGUACAGACCGGGUACAUUUGCUGGACCCCCCAGCCCCAGGCGUGGAGGAGGAGGAAUUGCUGGGGAGUCGUGGGGGCCUUCGUUUGCUCUCAGCCCUGGGUCUGUUUGGAAUAAGCUGGGAGGCCCCCCAGGGCCUUGCGCUUCCUGCAGCUGAAGAUCUGGUGUUUGAGGCGGCCUGCGAGUACUACCAGCGGCGGAGCCUGCGCGGUGCCCGGCUCUCCCCAGAGGAACUAAGACACAGCAGCACAUUCCGGGCACCCCAAGUCUUGGCCUCCAUCCUCCAGGGCCACGUGUCCCCCUCUACGCUCUUGACCAUGCUGAGAGCCGAGCUUCGGGAUUACCGGGGCCUCGAGCGGCUCAAAGCCCAGUUAGUGACUGGAGAGGAGGAAGAGACGGGCUGGACGGAGCUGGCCGAGCAGGAAGUGGCCCGCCUGCUGAGGACCGAGUUGACGGGAGACCAGCUAGCCCAGCUCAACACCGUCUUCCAGACUUUUCCUACAGCGGCCUGGGGGGCCAUCCUCAGGGCCCUGCAGCUCCAGCCCGAUGGCAAUGGCCGGCUGAAGUCCCAAGCUCCCCCCGACAUGUGGAAGAAGGUACUAGCCAGUACAGCCGCUGGGAAGGAACCACCAGCAGGGGUCCUGCCUCUCUUUGAACUUCUGUGCCAGUACCUCUGCCACCUGGAGCCGCAGUCGCUGCCACCCUUUGUGGAACUGGCACAGCAGCAGGGGGGGCCGGGCUGGGGGGCAGGGGCCCCGGGGCUGCCGCUGUAUCGAAGAGCCCUGGCAGUCCUAGGGGAAGAGGGGGCCAGGCCCGAGGCCCUGGAACUAGAGCUGCUCUUGGGCAGCGGGCGACCCAAAGCUGUGCUCCAGGCUGUCAGGCAACUGGUGCAGAAGGAAGAGUGGGAGCGGGCCCUGGAGGCCGGCCUGGCCCUCGGCCCCUCCAGUCCCCUGCUUCAGAGCGAGAUCUUCAAACUACUGUUGGCAGAAUUUGCCCAGCACCGACGGCUAGAUGCCCACCUGCCCCUCCUGUGCCGCCUUUGCCCGUCAGACCUGGCUCCGGCUGAGCUCCUGCUUCUACUACAGACUCACCUGCCUGAUGAGAUGCGGCCCCCUAUGCCAUUCCCUGAGCCCGGGACGGACACCCCUCUCACCGUGGGCUUGCUCAGAACCCUGCUGGAGCAGACGGGGGCACCCGGGAGGCCUUCAGGUCCAGUUCUAAGUCUGUAUGAAGACAUUCUCUGGGACCUAGGCCCUCCGCCCCCCACCCCACCUCGGGGAGGACCUGUGACGGCACUCCAGGCGUCAGACCAUCCCAGCCUAGAAGCCUAGAGGCCUGGACACCAUCUGGACAGAACCUCU